AUGGCAACAAAGGCCGUGCACCUCGAACUCGUGUGCGACCUCACGUCGUCAGCAUUUUUGACCGCACUGCGUCGUAUGGCAGCUCGUCGAGGCGCGCCGCGUCACAUAUAUUGCAACAACGGCACUUACUUCGUCGGUGCUAGCCGUUUUCUAGAACAAAACAUAAAGCAGCUUAAAGAAAAUAUUUCUGAACCAGAAUUCUUAACUGAACUUACGAAAAUGGAGAUCGAAUUCCACUUCAACGCUCCUUCUUUGCCGUCAGCGGGAGGACUCUAG
This is a messenger RNA of Parnassius mnemosyne (clouded apollo), 276 nucleotides long. Lineage: Eukaryota; Metazoa; Arthropoda; Insecta; Lepidoptera; Papilionidae. The record is from the annotation of a GenBank genome assembly.